CCAUACAGAAACGUAACAUCCGCUGCUGUAAUUAGCCAUAGCUCCGGCAUCAUUUUGGUGGCCUCGUCCCUGACACAACCCGGCAUUGUAAGUAGACAAGCAAAUUAUUGUAUUCGAUUCAGACGACCAGCAAGCAUGAGUGCCGAGCCCAACUACCGAAGAACUAAACCAGGCAAGAAGACCUAUCAAAACAAUUCUGCAAAUGGCGUGGUUGGGCCCACCUCCCAGAUCCCCGGCCUGUGUCAGACCGCGGACGAGAAGGAGCCUGAGCAGAGGACCACGGGGCGGCGCGUGGGGAUCUUUGAGUCCGACUCCGACUAUGUGAAGCUGGCCAAAGGGGGAGGACACAAAGGUUUGCUGUCACAUGAUGAUGAGGAGGAGGGGGAGGUGAGGCAGACAUCCUACAGACCUGCUGACUUCUUCAACUCAGGGGACCGCUCUCCACUCAGCCCAAGCUCGUCGGCAGACAGCACCUCUUCCCACAGGGGCCGUAGGAGUCCCCCCAAGGGGGCGGGCCAGUCUCUGGCUGCUCCCUUCGGCACGGACGAUAUCUCUCCCUGGGACCAGCUGGACUCUGGGGACAAGGUAAAUGUGGGCGACGUGGCUGCUCAAGUUGAGAACAUGAGCAUGGGGCCACCCAAGGAGAACUCCAAGUACAAGAAGAUAUCUCAUGACAAGAAGUCCUCCAAGGAGCCGGUGAGCAUGUCGAAGCUCUUGAGCUUUGGAUACAUGGAGGAUGAGAAGAAGGGCGGCGACGACGAUGCAUCCAGCAUGACAUCUGAGCAGACCAGCACCUAUGUCGACGACCUGGAGUGAGGAAGACGAGGUCGCCACGACGGGCGGCGAGCGAGCACAGAGCAUCCCUCCAUGCUGUGGCUCCAUCUUGCUUACAUAAGAACAGUUACAUUGUGUUCGUUACUUAACAUCUCUCUGUUAAUAUGCCAAGCUCAUAUGGUACUUUUGUUUUGUUUUGUAAAAGCAACAAACAAACGAUAAAAAAGUGUGGUUUUUGUUAUUGUACUUGAAUGCCAUGAGGUACAAGUGAGUUUGUACUAAAUUAUUCUUCAGUUCUGUUGGCUGUUGACUGCCAAUGCAGCACAUUGUAGUGGAUAUGCUCUGUGCCAGGGGUGUAAUUUUUGUUCUCGUGUAAAAUGUUUUGGUUUUUUUUCUAUCUCAGGCAUUGUUUUUGUUUUUGUUUUGUUAUUGUCAUAAGGGCUGGGUUUUCUGUGUGUGAGCUCGCUAGAACUGAUGCACCCCACCCAUUCACCAGGAACUGCUUUUGUCGAACGACUUUCCUGGCCACGUUAUCACGUAAUUGUAACGCUACUGUCAAACAAACACAUUCACAAAACCUAAUUCAUGCAGUUAAAACCCUAGACAUAGACACACAUAUCACGUCUUUUUACUUCAGUAAGCUGAGGCAAAUCCCAUCGCUAGAAUCACACCUUAAAUCUUAAAACACCACAUUUUAAACAUUUAAAAUAGGAUAAGGGUCGCACAACACAACACAGCACACAGAUGUGCUUCAAUAGAUCAAAACGGACAUUAAUUCUUCACACAUCUACGAACAGUAGACACUACAUUUCUACACCAUGAGAAAAGUGCCAUCGAUUUCUAAUCUCAGAAUUGAACACAAUGAAUGAAAUCUCUGAGGAAGCUUCACUUUAGGAUGCAUGACGCCACUUGAGCUGAGACGCUUUCAUUGCCGUUUCCUCGAACGAGAGCAGCGGGCGGGGUAAUUCCAAGAAGCGAAUUCGGUAGUAAAACCAGGUUAAGUUGAGCUUGAGGUAGUUGUAGAUCAUGCCAGUGGGCUAUCUGUUAGCUAGCAGAUCUACCACUUUACUUCUUGUGGGUUAACUAAUGCCUCUUGUCCUCUGCCGUUUUUCUGGUAGGCCUACAGCGCGACUCGGUUGCCACUUUAUUGCUUUCUGAUUGGGCACGAGACAGCUCAAUCUCAGGGGCGGCUAAGUCGCGCUGUGUCGAGCUGUAGGCCUACCAGAAAACCGACAGUGGAAAAGAGGUAUUAGUCUGGUUUAUCACUUCACCAUGUUCUUGGAAUACCCCAUAACACUGACCAUGACAGUUGUUUGUAGUGCAUAGGGGCCUCUUGUUUUGUGUGUUUUACUGUAAUUGCGCACUUUUAUUAACAGUGCAAUCCUGACUGACAUAUUUGUAAAGCUGUUUCAAGGCUACAGGUACAUCAAGAACUACGUACAUAGGACCAAGAGGUCCUUCUUCCAUUUUGUUUUCUUCAAUAUUUUUUGUUCCGUGCGUUGUAUUGUAUUUCUUCCAUGUGUGGGCUCUGCCUAGUGAAUUGCGGUUGGAUGUACAGUGACAUGUUCAUUUUUCUGCCAAUGCAGAGAAGCAGACAUUGGGGGUAUGCCACUAUUUUGGGGCUGAAUACGGUUAAAAUCGUUGCCCUGAGUUUAUAAAGGUGGUGAAGUGUCUUAUUUUUAAUGUUAGGCAUUGUCUUGUUUUAAGGAAGGAGUAAGUAUCUAAGCUAGUGAGAGUCAAUGGAUCACACAUGCUACAGUGUUCCAUAGACUUUCACUAGCUUAGCUACAUACUCCCUCUUUUAACUUGUCUUAAAGCAAGACAACACCUAACAUGAAAAUAAGACCCAUUACCAACUUAAUAAACCGAUUUAACUGUAUUAAGCCCCAAAAUAGUGGCAUACCCCUUUACGUCAGUCAUCCUCCACACUGAAACUGAAGGCCCAUGUUCUCUAGAGAAAGCCUUGUGCUUGUACUAUUGUCAACUGACUAGUUUAAACACUGUUUAACACCAGUUCAACUGACCGGUUUUAAGACUUGCUGUUGGUUAUGAAAAACAAAGCUCAAUGAAGUUGUCUGCAUGUGCA
Molecule: messenger RNA, 2860 nt
Organism: Engraulis encrasicolus (European anchovy)
Lineage: Eukaryota; Metazoa; Chordata; Actinopteri; Clupeiformes; Engraulidae
Gene: c15h7orf57
Product: chromosome 15 C7orf57 homolog
Exons: 8
Coding region: 136-816 (226 amino acids)
Source: RefSeq, a predicted model, not a curated record